GUGAACAUUGAGCUCGCUCUGCAUAUUGGCGUUGAUACUAGCCUCUUCACAUGGUCAUUUCGACUGAGAAGUCUCCUUCUUCACACCUACAGCUAGCUAUUUGACAGAGAGCAUCCCUGGUCCUGCAGGACCCCCGCUCCCGACAUCAUGUCGACCCUCACUCGCACCUUUCGCAACCUCUGGAGAAUAGGUUUGAAAGACUUUGGACACCAGAUGCAGUAUAUUGGAGACACCAAAGCCGGAGUCCUCGUCGGUAUUGAUCGAUAUGGCAACAAAUACUUUGAGAAUCUCGAAGAAGAUCUCCCCUUACGGACGCGAUGGGUCGACUACAAGGAUGUGGAGCUAGAUGCUGCUCAGAUCGAACCCGGAUGGCAUGCAUGGAUGAGCUACAAUGUCGAUAAGCCUCCCACGGAAGACCCCAUCAUGGCUGUUGGUCUUAGGCCAUGGGAGAGCAAGACGCCCAAGAUCAACAUGACAGGAACCAGAGCUGCAUACCGACCUUAUUCAACAACCAAACCAAAAUACUCGGCCUGGGCACCCGUGGCUAAAGAACGAACUGGUGCUUGAAUUAUAUAUCGAGCUCCUCCUAGACGGGGUCAUUGUACAUAUGCAUGCACGCGGCGUUGGAAUGGAUGAAUCAUAUCUUGAGUCAGAAAAUCUCAAAGUUCUUAUUUGCCAAA
Molecule: messenger RNA, 680 nt
Organism: Exophiala mesophila
Lineage: Eukaryota; Fungi; Ascomycota; Eurotiomycetes; Chaetothyriales; Herpotrichiellaceae
Exons: 4
Coding region: 148-567 (139 amino acids)
Biological process (GO): response to oxidative stress; mitochondrial respiratory chain complex I assembly
Cellular component (GO): membrane
Source: RefSeq, a predicted model, not a curated record